Dovyalis caffra is the source of this 336-nucleotide messenger RNA. NCBI's taxonomy places the organism in Eukaryota, Viridiplantae, Streptophyta, Magnoliopsida, Malpighiales, Salicaceae. The record is from the annotation of a GenBank genome assembly.
AUGCACAGAAGGUCCAAUUUUCAGCUUCUUCAUGUGCUUACUGUGCUUUUAUUGCACAUCAAACCUACUCCUGGGCUCAUUUCAGGAGGAGAAGGGAAAAAAUUCAGGUGUAUAGACAGGGAGAGACAAGCACUUGUCAAGUUUAAACAAGAACUUGAGGAUGAUUUUGGUGCUCUUUCUUCCUGGGGGAGUGAAGAAGAGAAGAGUGAUUGUUGCAAAUGGAGAGGAGUUGGCUGCAACAACAGAACUGGUCAUGUUACUUUGCUUGAUCUUCAAGUCACAUCUACCCCUUUGGAGGAUGAUUACAAGCCUCUAAGAGGAGCUGCGGUUGUGUGA